This is a messenger RNA of Meloidogyne enterolobii, 1422 nucleotides long. NCBI's taxonomy places the organism in Eukaryota, Metazoa, Nematoda, Chromadorea, Rhabditida, Meloidogynidae. The record is from the annotation of a GenBank genome assembly.
AUGAAAUUCUUCAACAACAAGAUUUUAUCCUCUGCUACAAUGGCGCUCAUUGUUUUUCUUCUCCUUUUUCCUCUCAAAGUCAACGCAAAGGAAAAAGUGAAAGAAUCCAAAAGCAAAAUUGUUGGCCUGGCAGAGCACAAAUUGGAUGAAGACAACAAAGUUAUUCUUGCUGAAGGUUCUAAUGUUGUCAAAACCUCUGGAGAUGUCAAACAUUACAAUGAUCGUGGAUGUGAUGUUGCGAAGGAGGACAAGGAUAUCAUUAUUCAUUAUGAUGGGUCUGUAAAAGAUGGUUGUACUGUUGAUUUGCUUACCAAUACAAACAAGAAAAGUGGUAUCAAAUUCAAAGUUGGAAUGAAUUAUGACGGUGAAUGUUUGACAGACUCUGCAGCUGACAAUUUAAUUCCUUUUGUUUAUGGCUUAACAAAUGAAGAAAUUGAAAAACAUCGUUCGGGGCCAAUAAUUUCCAAAAAAGAAUGUAAAGGCUGUGGAGAUAAGAAUAAAUGUAUUACAAGGACGGGACUUGAAGUUGGAUGGGAAGGAACGAAUGAAAGUAUUUCUUUUGUUGCCAAACCAAUUGGUGAACUUCAAAAUACUCUUCUUCCAUUAAAACAUGAGGAGAAUGGAGAACAUUUUGAAAUUGAGAUGGAAAUUAAGGAACCCAAAAAAGUACCCAAAAUUUCUCUCAAAAAUGUAUUAGAAGAAGGAGCAAAGAAGAUUAAUCUCAACAAUGCCUUCUCUUGUCUUGAAAAUAAAGAGAAAAGUAUUGUUUCUCUAAACAUUUGGGAAAUUGAGGAAGAUACAAGUCCUGAUCCAGAAAAGAAGAAUUUGUUUGUUUUUCAUCUUCUUCCGUUACCUGCCUCACUUCUAAAUGAUAAUGGACACGAAGCUGGUUGUAGUCUUUAUAUUAAAUUUUCUGUUAAAGACUUUGCUUUGCUAACUAUAGAAGGCGGUGAAGAGGGAAGUACUUCUACUUCCAGUAGUUCUUCAUCAAAAAUCUUUUGGAUUAUUAUUGCUGUCACUGUAUUCAUUGUUUGUCUUCUAUCAGUUUUGGCAAGUGUGUUGAUCUACUUCAUUUGUCGAAAGAAGAGUUCAAAACUAAAAGAAGAAGACAAAAAAGCUUCUCCAUAUUCACUUGCAAAGAAGCCUUCAGAUCCAAAAUUGAAAGAACCAGCAAAGCCUAAGCCAAAAAGGAAAGUCAAAACAGAAGAUAAAUAUGAGACAAUCACUACAAAAAUAUCCCUUCCAGCUGUAAAUACAAAGAAAAGAGGACCUAAACCUGGAAUCAAACCAAAAACAGAUGUAAAACCCGGUACAAAAGAAGGCAAAUUAAAAACUAUUGGACCUACUCAACGUUCUAUGGAAGUAUCGAAGAUGACUCAAAUGGGAAAUGGUGAAGACUCUGUGCAGGAUAAUGUUCAAUAA